AUGUAGUUGAAUACUACAAUUCGUCAAAAGACAACAAACGCAUCUUGAUUUUAUUCUAUUCUUAAUUACAGUGAUUUAAUGUAAUUUUGUGUAGGAACAACAUACUUACCUUAAAUUUUUUAAAGACCCUUUUUCCAAAGGACCCCAAUUUGCAAAAUAAAAGAAUAUUUUCGUAUUUUUUCCUGUUACUAUAAUUAAUUAAAAUCUGUAUUAAAUAAUGUAAUAUAAUGUUUAUAACGAAUUGAUAACACUGUCUCUGGCAUUGCUCUUAUUAAAAUAUAGGACGUUGUCAAGGAUAAGAACGUAUAGUCUGAUGGUCUCUUUAAAAUAUUGUCCUUAUGAGUGGGAGUCCCGACGAUAAGUAGCCGUUUCUUUGUAUCAGUACAAUAUUUAUGUUCGUCGUAUCUUUCUGAGAAUGAGAAACCACCAACGACAGUGCGUAUAUUCGACCGCAAUGACUACUACAGCGUGCACGGCGUGGACGCGACCACAUCGGCAAGAGAGGUGUUCUCCUCCAUAUCCAACAUCAAGAAGAUGGGCCUUAAGCCCAACCUGCUCGACUACCUCGUGCUCUCUAAAGGAAACUUCGAGAUCUUGAUCAGGAAACUGUUGCUGGUUAGGCGCUACAGAGUAGAAAUCUACGUGAAGGACGGCCCGGGAAGGAAUAGUGAAUGGGUACUCAAGUAUAAGGGGUCGCCGGGAUGCUUGACACAGUUGGAAGAGGUCCUCAGUGAGGGCCUAGGGGCCACUGAUGAACAGACGCCUUGCCUUAUGUCUGUGCAUAUUAAAACUGAUUCUGUAACCAAGGGUCGUCUCCUAGGUGUGGCUUGUGUAACUGCGGGUGACUAUCAGAUGUCUGUAGCGGAGUUCACAGACGACGACUUGCUGACUGAGUUGGAGACGAUCACCGUGCAAAUGGCGCCUUCAGAGUGCCUCGUGCCCAGUAGCGAUAAUGAAGAUUACAAAGCUCUGAAAAAGGUGAUGGAGAGAGCUGCCGUCACAGUGACCAAGUUGAAGAACAGUGAUUUCUCAACAGAAGGGCUGAUGCAGGACUUGAACCGCCUACUGAAGUUCAAAGAGGACCAACAACAAGACGCCAAUGCCUUUCCUGAAACCAGGAAGAAUGUUGCCAUGUCCAGUUUAGCUGCUGCUAUAAGCUACGCUGGAUUGUUGACGGAAAACACUAAUUUUGGCAGGUUCCGGCUAUCAACAAUCCAAGCGGAUUGCUUCUUACACCUGGACGCGGCGGCGCUGUCAGCUCUCAACGUGCUGCCGGAGUUAGGAGAUAACUCACAUGCACCCGCGAGGAGCUUGCUCGGCUUGCUGGACAGAUGUCGCACGCAGCAGGGGAAACGUCUCCUAGCCCAAUGGCUGCGGCAACCUCUGCGCGAUAUUAACCUGAUCAACGAACGGCUGGACGUAGUGGAACUGCUAGUGAACAACUCUCAGCUUCGUCUGCAACUUCAUGAGGACCACCUGAGGAGGAUACCGGACCUGCAAGCCUUGGCUCGGCGUCUCACCAGGAAGAAGGCCAAUUUGCACGAUUGCUAUAAAAUAUAUCAGGCCAUAAAUAGACUACCAGCGCUGUUACAAUGUCUUGCUGAAGCGAAGCAUCCGACAGUUCACUCCUCGCUGGAAGAACCUAUUGCUGAACUGAAUGAGGAUUUGAACAAAUAUCUACAAAUGAUUGAAGCUACUGUCGACAUGGAUGCUGUUGAAAGAGGUGACUUCUUAGUGAAACCAUCAUUCGACGAGCAACUUCAAAACUUAAGUGAACAACUGGAUUCGCUUCAAAAUUCAGCUGACAAAGAAUUGAAUAGAGCUGCGAGAGACCUGGGUCUAGACGCCGGCAAGACUAUCAAAUUGGACAGCAAUCCUCAGAACGGCUUCUACUUUAGGGUAACAAUGAAAGAAGAACAGUCGUUGCGUGGCAACAAGAAGUAUACCAUCAUAGAUGCUGUCAAAGGUGGAGUUAGGUUUAAAACCAACGCUCUGGAGAACAUUACUGAUGAAUACUUACAAACAAAGGCUUCCUAUGAAAAGGAACAGGAUAAGGUUGUCGCCGAAAUCGUAGGCAUUGCAGCGGGCUACUCAGAAUGUCUAUUCUGUUUAUCGCACAUCCUAUCUCGCCUGGACGUGUUAGUUUCGUUCGCCGUAGCGGCGUCGACGGCGCCAUACCCAUACUGUCGACCCGUGAUUACUGAAGAACUCGAUGAGUUUGUCCUCAAGGAGGUUCGUCAUCCCUGCCUUGAAGUACAAGAGGGUAUAUCUUAUAUACCCAACGAUGUGGAGUUUAAACGAGGUUCGUGUCUAUUGCACGUGGUGACAGGCGCGAAUAUGGGUGGAAAAUCAACUUGGAUGCGGUCAUGCGGCGUGGCGGCGCUAUUAGCUCACGCGGGUUGUAUGGUGCCGGCGACUACUGCCAUAGUGCCGAGGUUGAGAGCGCUGUGUGCGAGAGUAGGGGCUUCGGAUAGAGAGGACAAGGGACAGAGCACCUUUAUGUUAGAAAUGGUCGAGACAGCCGCCAUUUUGAAGACUGCCACGCCGGAUUCCCUCGUGCUGGUAGACGAGCUGGGAAGAGGCACCUCCACGUAUGAAGGGUGCGGCAUAGCGUGGGCUGUUGCUGAGGAACUAGCAACGAAUUCAAAAUGCUUCUGCCUGUUCGCGACGCACUACCACGAACUGACGCGACUGGAAAGCUUGCACCCGGGCGUGAUAGUGAACUCGCACGCGGAAGCCACGGUGGUGGACCAACAACUGCUGCUGCUACACAAGAUCGUACCGGGACCUGCCACGCACUCACUCGGGCUGCACGUCGCCAAACUUGCCGAUUUACCCGACUCCAUUAUUGAGUAUGCAGAAGCUAAACAAGCACAGUUAGAAACAAACCUUUUUGAAGCAGAAACGGCCGUCAAAUCUCAAGAAACCAAGGAAGGGCAAACCAUUAUAUUGGACUUUCUGAAGAAAUGCAAGGAGAUACAAGAAUCAACCGCCUCUGAUGAAGAUAUGAUGAAGCAAAUCAAUUCGUUGAAGCAAAAUGUUUUGCGACAAAAUAAUAAGUAUGUGCAGUCGCUCUUGGCUUAACUACAAAGUUGUUACUUAAAAAUAACAUGGCGUUAAACUGGACCGAAGCAUCGCCGAGUACUCGCACUAUGUGGGCCGUACUGCUACAAUAUGUCCCCACUGCGCAUGCGUGCGUAAUUUUAGAGGGUUCAAAUUCGCCGUCGUGGGGUGCACUGCACAGCUGUGUGGGGUCGAUGCUUCGGCAUUAUUAUUGUUAUUUUUCCUAACCAGCUGCUACUAAUCUAGUCCAUCUACUAAGUUCUCAGACUUCGCUUAUACAGAGUUAGAAUUUCAUAGCAUUAUUCUAAAUAUAUACCAAAGCAUGCAUGACCAACGUGAAUAUUCUUUAUGAUUAAAUUACUAUGCAACGUCACGUGCUGUAUAGAGAUAAAUAAAGAGUAGACCACCGCGGUAUGAUCUGCUACAGCCAGAAUAUGCGGCUGUCUGACGAUAAAUAAGCGAAGAGUGCGAAGGGCCGACGCGGGAGAGAUGUAGUUCUCAAUCAGGCGAGCGUCUGGCGCGAUGUUGCCGUACCGCUCACUGCCGACCGGAUUUCAUUCAUAUUUGAGACGCGACGUUGCCGUCUUCAGCGGAAACCGCGACCACACAGCGUAAAAAAGGGCCUGUGGAAUGUGGCAGUACCGCGGGGCGGGCCUAAUGCCGAAUAAAAAAAGUAGACAAAGUGGCUGCGUGGAAUGCGGACAGCUGAAGUACUAUUCGGGCAGAGAUUACUCAAUUGACCAUUACCGAAACUUUUCUUUAGCUAGAUCAUUCUCACAUACCUACUUGUGUUAUUUAAUUACUAAUAGGAUUAAUAGUAAUUAAAGCUUUUAAAAGAGUGAUAAAAUAUCCGAAACAUAAGUAAAUGAGGGUAGUUAACACAUUUCAGACGAUUCACCGAAAACAUUGGCGACGAAAAGUUAUAAGGUUACCUCUUUUUCUAAAGAACUUUAAACUUGGAAUAUACUUAAAGACCUUCGUGUAUUGAUAUUGUUUCAGGUGUCAGUCAAGAGAGCCUUAAGACUCGGCUGACAAGAAAAAUAAUAAAAAAGCGAUUGCAUCCAAGGUCCAUGGCGGUCGGCCGCCGCAAAUGAAAUUCAGCAUUGUGGCAGAGAGCGGUGCGGCGAGAGGCGGCGCCGGAGAACAGGCAGCGUGGGGAAGGGGACGCGGCCGUGUUCUCAUGCCUAUGGGUGGUCGGCGCUCGGCUUUCGAAUUCCAAUGCCUCGCCUGUAGCGCCUACGCGCUAGACUAACAUCUAUGUAGCUCCACACUGUAUGCCGUGAACCCAAACAAUUUCUAUACAUUUACUGCCUUUUAACUUGUAUGACGCGUUUCAAUAGGACAGUUUAAUUUAGUCCCACCUACGGAUCCAUGAAUGAAAGAAUUUUACGUUUGUUUUAAGUCUAAACAAACCAUGGCUUCUCUCAUAAAGUUUGAAAAAUAAACAAAAGGAUAGAAGCCCGGAAACGGGGUCGGAGGAAAUGUACAUCCGCCAGAUGGAGCGUGUUUUAUUCCAACACAAUGUCUUUUAAUGUCUGGGUCUACUGCGAAACCAGAACGUCAUGUUUUUAAAUGAUUUCGCCCAUCAAAAAGUGUGAGUAAACAAUACUUUUAUAAUAGACAGAACAAAGCCCUUGUUAUGGGAAUCUAUAGUAAGAAUCGCGAUUCUGAAGAGAUCGCUAAUGGUAGAAAGCCGCCAGCGCCGGUAAAGCCGCUUGUUUAACUUAAGUACUCUGGCGAGUAUAGCCGGCGGCCCACUGCAUUCCACGGCCAAAGUUUCCCAAAGGCCGCUGCCGCCGCGCCGACACAAAGAAAAUAACACGAUCGCUGAAAUGGGCGGCGCCUCCCUCUCGACACGAGCGUACUGGGUAUUUUCACGAUACACUUGUAAUUACUAAGAAAACUCGCCAAACUUCUUUUGCUGUACCUAUGUUGUUUAUAAUUCAAAGAAAGUUAUAUGUAAGUGUUUAUGUAAUUUUUAUUUAAUGAUCAUACUUUGGAAUGCGCACGCUGCCCACGCCCGCCCGUUUCAGAAACACCGCUCCCUGACCUCUGUAUUGGUGUAAUUGACCUUUACGGUCCCUAUUGCUAACUCUUAAAUAAAAAAAAGGCUUGUAAAAA
Pectinophora gossypiella (pink bollworm) is the source of this 5184-nucleotide messenger RNA. It is a transcript of the gene spel1, whose product is annotated as DNA mismatch repair protein Msh2. The transcript has 16 exons. Gene Ontology annotation, molecular function: mismatched DNA binding; ATP-dependent DNA damage sensor activity; ATP binding. Gene Ontology annotation, cellular component: MutSalpha complex; nucleus. Gene Ontology annotation, biological process: mitotic recombination; mismatch repair. Bases 535 to 3084 code for a protein of 849 amino acids. NCBI's taxonomy places the organism in Eukaryota, Metazoa, Arthropoda, Insecta, Lepidoptera, Gelechiidae. The record is from RefSeq and is a predicted model, not a curated record.